UCUCUCUCUCUCUCUCCCCACAGUUGACACAGGAAGUAUCGAUAUAUCGGGUUUAAGCUGUAAUCACAGGAGGAUUUCUGAUUGUUUGAAUUCAAUCAUCUGCUCAAAGAUUCCAAAGAAAUCAAAAGUUGUGAAGAAGAUAAACGAGGGAUGGCCAAUGAGCAAGAGAAGAACUUAAUCGAAAUCUUAGAAGAGAAUAACCCAAUCGACAUUAACAAGUACACGAAUUAUGUCCAAUCGCCGCAAUGUGGGGCCAUUGCCACUUUCUAUGGGAACACCCGCGACACGUUUGACGGUAAAACUGUAAUAGAACUAAGAUACGAAGCUUAUGUGCCAAUGGCCAUCCGUUGCCUCACCUCCAUUUGUUCAUCAGCCAGAUCCUUGUGGGAUCUCAAUGCCAUUGCCGUGGCUCACCGGCUGGGCCCUGUUUCUGUGGGGGAAACGAGCGUGUUUGUUGCUGUUUCCUCUGUUCAUCGGGUUGAUGCAUUAGAUGCUUGCAAGUUUGUGAUUGAUGAGAUAAAAGCAUCGGUUCCCAUAUGGAAGAAAGAGGUGUACUCAAAUGGAGAAGUGUGGAAAGAAAACUUGGAGUUUCUUGAGAGAAGACAGGAGGUUGGGAAAGAUUUGAAAAGGGUUUGCUGCAAACCAAAAGUGAAGGUCGAGGAGGAGGUGGUGGCGGCACCGCUAAAAAAUGGUUGCUGCCGACCGAAAGUGAAGGUGGAUGUGGUGGCGGCACCGGUAGAAAAUGGUUGCUGCCGGCCGAAGGUGAAGGUGGUGGAGGAGGAAGAGGGUGGAUGUGUGGAGUCUUGCAAUCCUAAUCCAUGAUCUUGAAGAACUGUGGUAAGUUACUUUUGGUUCUCUUCUAUGUCGUGUUUGUGAUUGUCCAAAUCGUUAAAUGAAGAAUCUUGCAUUAGUCGUACAAUAU
Molecule: messenger RNA, 922 nt
Organism: Cynara cardunculus var. scolymus (artichoke)
Lineage: Eukaryota; Viridiplantae; Streptophyta; Magnoliopsida; Asterales; Asteraceae
Product: molybdopterin synthase catalytic subunit
Exons: 2
Coding region: 151-822 (223 amino acids)
Biological process (GO): Mo-molybdopterin cofactor biosynthetic process
Cellular component (GO): cytosol
Molecular function (GO): molybdopterin synthase activity
Source: RefSeq, a predicted model, not a curated record